This is a messenger RNA of Salarias fasciatus (jewelled blenny), 981 nucleotides long. RefSeq names its product olfactory receptor 6C4-like. NCBI's taxonomy places the organism in Eukaryota, Metazoa, Chordata, Actinopteri, Blenniiformes, Blenniidae. Gene Ontology annotation, biological process: G protein-coupled receptor signaling pathway; detection of chemical stimulus involved in sensory perception of smell. The record is from RefSeq and is a predicted model, not a curated record. Bases 1 to 981 code for a protein of 326 amino acids. Gene Ontology annotation, molecular function: odorant binding; G protein-coupled receptor activity; olfactory receptor activity. The transcript has a single exon. Gene Ontology annotation, cellular component: membrane.
AUGGAUUCUUUCAACGCUGCUCUAAAGGAUAACAUCACGUUUGUGCGCCCUGCAUAUUUCAUAAUAAGUGGAUUUGUUGGCAUACCAAAUAUCAAGUAUUACUUUGUUUUUCUCUUUUUUGUUUACAGUCUUUCGUUCAUUGGAAAUGUAACUGUAAUGACUGUUCUCAUGUUGGAUCACACCUUAAGAAGUCCUAAACAUAUUGCGGUUUUUAAUCUGGCAUUGACAGACUUGUUAAGUAGCUCUGCUUUGGUGCCAAAGGUUAUUGAUACUUUUCUGUUCAACCAUCACUUUAUUUCCUACAAUAACUGUUUGACCUACAUGUUUUUCUGUUUCGUUUUAAUUUCAAUGCAGUCUCUUAAUCUGGUUGCACUCUCUAUUGACAGACUGAUGGCCAUCCUCUAUCCACUGCACUAUCAGGUGAAGGUGACGCACAGAUUCAUGCUGUCUGUGAUCGCUUUUUUCUGGCUCUUUUCUGUUACAGAGACUCUCACUGGAGUCAGUCUUAUCACGAGAGUUUCUUUCUGUUCGUCAGUGGUUAUCAAGAGUUAUUACUGUGACCACGGUCCUGUUUAUCAGCUUGGCUGCAACGAUGUCACCCCAAAUAUUGCCAUUGGACUAUUAGCUACGACUUUUAUUCUUUGGAUGCCAUUGAUAUUUAUCUUGUUUAGUUAUUGUUGUAUUAUUCAUGCUUUAUCGAAAAUUUCUACAGUUCAGCAAAGAGUUAAAGCCUUUAAAACAUGCACCGGCCAUAUUUCUUUAGUGGCAUUAUUCUACUUGCCUGUCUUAUUUGUGUAUUUAUUGAGGUCUAAAAUCAGUAUAAAUGCUAGAAUCAUUGGCUUGUCAUUGAGUAGUGUCAUCCCUCCCACACUGAACCCAAUCAUUUAUGUUUUUCAGACUCAAGAAAUCAAGGAAUCACUGAAAAAGUUGCUGAAAGUCAGGGAGAAGUCCAAAAUCAGAACAAAGAAUGAGCAAACUUAA